AUGCCUCCGGCGGAAGUGUCGGCUGCGGUGGAGAAGCUAAGACUGCACGCUUAUGCGCUGCUGCAUAGUGUGGUGAGUUAUGAGACUUGGAGGGGUGUGCCGACGAUUUAUAUGUAUUGUUUGAGGGAUAAUGCGAUUGAUAUUGGAGUGCAGAGGAUGCUUGUUGAGAAGGUUGCGUGUGGGGCAGGGGUGGAUAUCAAGACCGAGACGUUGGAUUCGGGACAUAGUCCGUUCUAUUCGAUGCCUGGGGAGCUUGUUAGGGUUACACCCUCAGCUACGGGUUAUGGAGACAAUUAA
Molecule: messenger RNA, 297 nt
Organism: Aspergillus calidoustus
Lineage: Eukaryota; Fungi; Ascomycota; Eurotiomycetes; Eurotiales; Aspergillaceae
Source: the annotation of a GenBank genome assembly